AAAUAAGAAAUUUACUCCGCGGUCAAAAACUUCUAAAACAGGUCGCCACUCCCCCACCCACUCUCUCUCUAGAUUAUAACAUCGUCUCUCAUCAAACCCUAGCAUUUUCGUUCUCUACCAUCUAUUCAUUUCUCUCUCUAGAAACCCCAAUCGUCAACUCCUCCGCCAUGUCUUCCAGGAGGCUCCUAGCCUCGAUCCUCCGAUCGUCCGCCGCACGCCGCACCAGAUCUCCAUUCCCAUCCGCCCCGAGGCCCAGCCCCCGCCCCUCUCCCGCCGGCCACUUCCUCCAUCGCGUCGCCGCCCACUACGCCACCUCCGCGGCUGCUGCUCCCACCACCACCCCGUCCAAAUCUCCCAGCGGCGUCUUCAGCGGGAAGAUCACUGAUGAGUUCACAGGUGCUGGAUCGAUCGGGAAGGUGUGCCAGGUCAUCGGUGCUGUCGUCGAUGUCAGAUUCGUCGACGGCUUGCCCCCGAUUUUGACGGCGCUUGAGGUCUUGGAUAAUCAGAUCAGGCUUGUUUUGGAGGUCGCUCAGCAUUUGGGAGAGAACGUUGUGAGGUGUAUCGCUAUGGACGGUACUGAGGGGUUAGUCAGGGGCCAGCGCGUGCAUAACACUGGCUCACCUAUUACUGUACCUGUCGGCAGAGCCACUCUAGGUCGCAUCAUUAAUGUCAUUGGAGAGCCCAUUGACCAUAGAGGCGAUCUUCACACCGAGCACUUCUUACCAAUUCACCGUGAAGCUCCGGCCUUUGUGGAGCAAGCAACCGAACAACAAAUUCUUGUCACUGGUAUCAAGGUCGUCGACCUUCUUGCCCCAUACCAAAGAGGAGGAAAGAUUGGGCUGUUUGGUGGUGCUGGAGUCGGGAAGACCGUGCUUAUUAUGGAACUUAUUAACAAUGUCGCAAAAGCUCAUGGUGGUUUCUCUGUCUUUGCUGGUGUUGGAGAACGUACUCGCGAGGGCAAUGACUUGUACAGAGAAAUGAUUGAAAGUGGUGUCAUUAAGCUAGGUGAAAAGCAGUCUGAGAGCAAGUGCGCUCUAGUGUACGGACAAAUGAACGAGCCCCCGGGUGCCCGUGCCCGUGUUGGACUUACUGGAUUGACCGUGGCUGAACACUUCCGUGAUGCUGAAGGGCAGGACGUGCUUCUCUUUAUCGACAACAUUUUCCGUUUUACACAGGCUAACUCAGAAGUGUCUGCUUUGCUUGGUCGUAUUCCUUCUGCUGUCGGUUAUCAACCUACUUUGGCUACUGAUCUUGGAGGCCUUCAAGAGCGUAUUACUACAACUAAGAAAGGUUCCAUUACAUCUGUCCAAGCCAUUUACGUGCCAGCUGAUGACUUGACAGAUCCUGCUCCUGCAACCACCUUUGCUCAUUUGGAUGCCACUACUGUGUUGUCUCGACAGAUUUCUGAGCUUGGUAUCUAUCCUGCCGUUGAUCCUCUUGACUCGACAUCUCGUAUGCUUUCCCCGCAUAUCUUGGGAGAGGGGCACUACAACACUGCCCGUGGUGUACAGAAGGUUCUUCAGAACUACAAGAAUCUUCAAGAUAUUAUCGCCAUUCUUGGAAUGGAUGAGCUAAGUGAAGAUGAUAAACUGACAGUUGCACGUGCUCGUAAGAUUCAACGAUUCUUGAGCCAACCUUUCCAUGUCGCAGAAGUUUUCACUGGUGCCCCUGGCAAGUAUGUUGAGUUGAAGGAGAGUAUUGUCAGCUUCCAGGGUGUGUUGGAUGGAAAGUACGAUGAUCUUUCAGAACAGGCAUUUUACAUGGUUGGAGGAAUCGAUGAGGUUAUUGCCAAGGCUGAGAAGAUUGCCAAGGAAUCUGCUUCUUAGAUAAUAGAUAAUUGUUUUUUUAACGAAUUCCUUUUGUUCUGCUUCGACUGAUAAUCGCGAAAAUAAUUAAGUUAUGGCGAUGCCAUAAGGAGUUUUUCUUUCUUUUCUUCUUUUUGGGACCGAACUUUCGAAAUCAAUAUGUUCCUGUUUUGUAUGUACUCUGCGGGAAAGUGAUACAGAUGUGGAGCUAAGAGGCCCUCCCUACUGGCUACAUAGCCUCCAUUUGUUUUUAAUUUUUAUCGUGUGCCUUAAUAAGAAGUGUUUACGAUGGCAAAUUUGUAUAUUUUCGUUUCAA
Molecule: messenger RNA, 2121 nt
Organism: Erythranthe guttata (spotted monkey flower)
Lineage: Eukaryota; Viridiplantae; Streptophyta; Magnoliopsida; Lamiales; Phrymaceae
Product: ATP synthase subunit beta, mitochondrial
Biological process (GO): proton transmembrane transport; proton motive force-driven mitochondrial ATP synthesis
Cellular component (GO): proton-transporting ATP synthase complex
Molecular function (GO): ATP hydrolysis activity; proton-transporting ATP synthase activity, rotational mechanism; ATP binding
Source: RefSeq, a predicted model, not a curated record